Condylura cristata (star-nosed mole) is the source of this 1829-nucleotide messenger RNA. RefSeq names its product transcobalamin II (gene TCN2). The record is from RefSeq and is a predicted model, not a curated record. Lineage: Eukaryota; Metazoa; Chordata; Mammalia; Eulipotyphla; Talpidae. Gene Ontology annotation, molecular function: cobalamin binding. The coding region runs from base 123 to 1424 and encodes 433 amino acids. Gene Ontology annotation, biological process: cobalamin transport. The transcript has 9 exons.
GAUUAAUCAGUGACAGGAAGCCGCCUCUUUCAGAGCAGUGGCCAGCUGUGGUCAGCACAGUCUGCAGGCCAGCACCAGGAGUCUGUCCACCUUCCCGCCUGCUACUCACCCCCGCUCCUGCCAUGGGGUGCUUUAGGGCCCUCCUUUUCCUGCUGGGGGCUCUGGGGGCUGUCGCUGAGAUCUGUGAAAUACCAGAGGUCGACAGCAAGCUAGUAGAGAGACUGGGCCAGCACGUCUUGCCCUGGAUGGACCUGCUCUCCCUGGAGCACCUGAACCCCAGCCUCUAUGUGGGCCUGCGUCUGUCCCGCCUGCAGGCUGGGGCCAAGGAGGCCGUCUACCUGCACAACCUCAAGCUCAGUUACCAACAAAGCCUCCUGGGGUCUGCCUCUGGUGAUGAUGACGACGGAGACGUCCGGGCCAAACCCUCCCUGGGCCAACUGGCCCUCUACCUGCUCGCUCUCAGGGCCAACUGCGAGUUUGUCGAGGGCCGCAAGGGGGACAGGCUGGUCACACAGCUCAAGUGGUUCCUGGAGGAAGAGAAAAGGGCCAUUGGUCACAAUCACAAGGGUCACCCCCACACCAGCUACUACCAGUACGGCCUGGGCAUCCUGGCCCUGUGUGUCCACCAGAAGCGGGUCCAUGACAGUGUGGUGGGCAAGCUCCUGUAUGCUGUGGAACACAGCCAACACCUCCAGCAGGGUCAUGUCCCCGUGGACACCAUGGCCAUGGCAGGCUUGGCCUUCACCUGUCUGCAGCGUUCCAAUCUCAACCCAGAUCAGAGGAACCGGAUGGCCCUGGCCAUCAGGACAGCGAGAGAAAAGAUCCUGCAGGCCCAGACCGGAGAGGGCCACUUUGGGAAUGUGUACAGCACCCCUCUGGCACUGCAGUUUCUGAUGACGUCCCCGCUGCCCGGCGUCCAGUUGAGUACAGCAUGCCAGAAGACGAGGGCUGGUCUGUUGGCCAGCCUGCAGGAUGGGACAUUCAAGAAUGUUCUCCUGAUCUCCCAGCUGCUGCCUGUCCUGAACCGCAAGAGCUAUGUGGAUCUCAUCUCCCCAGACUGCCUGGCACCAAGAGCCAUGCUGGAACCAGCUACAGAGACCCUUUCACAGACCCAAGCCCCAGAGGACAUCAGCGUCCGGCUGAGAGUCCCCAGCGUCCUGCCGAUGUACAGUCACUCCAUUUCUGUCCCUGCUGGGUCCUCCUUGGAAGAUGUCCUGAAGAAGGCCCAGGCGCUUGGAGGAUUCACGUAUGGAACCCAGGCCUCCUUGUCAGGUCCCUACCUGACCUUGGUGAUGGGGAAGGAAGCCGGGGAACGUGAGUUCUGGCAGCUCCUCCGGGACCCCGACGUCCCCUUGCUGCAAGGUAUUGCCGACUACAGACCCAAGGAUGGUGAAACCAUCGAGCUGAGGCUGGUGAGCUGGUAGCCGACUUCAGCCCUGUACCCUCUCUGGGCCUCUGCCUCCACCCAGACACUUGGGGCAUGGCCCCAUCAUCUCAGUCGCCACUCGGCGGGGAUCCAAAGCCACCGCCCAGCCAGGAGCAGGGAGCCAAGCACCGCCCCAAGAGGUCCCCUGAAAGUCACCCAGAGGCUGCAGUCUUGAAGCAUCUCUGACUCCUCAGCACCAGAGUAUCCCUGCCCCCCACCCACACCCCUGCCACUGGCAUCGUGAGCCCGUGAGCCCCACUGGCUCUGGGGCUGGGCACCUGCAGGAAGGAUGCCAGUGUCGUGGGCACCCCCAAAGCCAGUGUGGGGAGCGCAUUAGCUGGUGAAGACUCCACAGAGCUGCUCAAAGUCUGCUUCCAAAAUGAUUAAAGCAUUGAUUGUGCAC